GUGUGUUUUCGUCAUUCUCACAACGGAACCGUACAACGUCCGCAUUUUCGACUGCCAAGCUCAGCAAUAAGUUUUCCGCAGCAUGUCAGUUCCCACUCAACGCUUCUCGGACAUCCGGCGGUCCCGUCCGUCUUACUCUUGUCAAGUCUGCCGCGACCGGAGGGUACGGUGCGAUCAGGCGCGCCCAAAGUGCGGAAACUGUGUCCGCAACCAAGCCCAAUGUGUAUACCAGUCUAACCUGUCGCAAAAACGCAAAGACCCGAUUACGGACGACUCGGCAAACAAGAUGCCUCGAAGGAACAAGUCGUCGGGUUCGGAACGCAGCCCAUCGCCACUCGAGACAGGAAAGCUCAAACCCGGGUAUCUGGUGCUUAAUAGUGGGGGCAGAUCACGGUAUACGGAAAGUACCUUCUGGGCAUGUGUGGAUGCCGAAGGCCUCGAGCUUGACCGGAUUCUGCGCAACCUCCCGCUUUUCCCGAGGACCGGCGGCCCAGACGACCUGGUUACUCCCCCAGCUUUUUCGAGCAGUCCCGGGGCGGCGACAAGUGUGCCGAACCCGUCCACUGGAACCUCGCCGGAUCGCAUCAGCUGGGGUCCCGUUCGUCUAGCAAAAUUACUUCAACCCCUUCCCCCGAAACUCGUCUGCGACCGCCUCUUUCGAGCGUUUAUGGACUGCAUUCAUCCUCUCAUCCCUCUAAUGCACAUUCCAUCGUUCGAAUCCGCCUAUGACGAGUUUUGGUCUUGGCGUUUAACACGUCCUGCUCAAAACAUUUCGUUGAGUAUCCUCCACAGGAAUCCUAGCUUUCUCCCUCUUUUAAUCAGUGUUUUAUCUGCUGGGUCCAUCACAAUUCACGAACCAUGGAGCGAUCGAGUCGGCCAAAAACUGCGCGGCCUGAUGCCAGAAGCCCUUCGAGUAAUCGGUUUCCCCUACUAUCCCUCGGUGUACUCUCUGAUGGCUUACAUACUCGCUAACUCGACCCUGAUCCGCGAAGAGGACGCCUUUAGCUCUUGCUCAUUUGUCGCCGUGGCUCUAAGGGUUGCACAGUCGAUGGGUUUCCAUCGCGAUGGCACCGAAUUCGAGCUCGACCCUAUAUCGACUGAAGAGCGUCGCCGUGUAUGGUGGCACCUUAUGCAUCUCGAUACCAUGACAAGCAUAGCUCAGGGUCUACCUGGCAUCAUGUCGAGUUCACGCUGCACCACUCAAGUAAUCAGCGAGAUGAAGGACGAACUUAUUGGUAAGAUCAAAAGCACCGACUCGCUUGAUCGUGAGCUGUGGGUCGAACCAAAGUACGUGCUUGCGGCUGGACGCUAUGAAGCUAGCACCCAGUUGCGAACCAUUCUAGAGCGACUGCAAGAAGCACCGAAUAUCACUCUUUCCGACAUCGCCCCCUUGGAGAUGCAGAUUGAGGACCUACGCCGGCGUCAGUCCCGUCGUCUAGAGAGCGUCAAUCUACAUGCCCAUUCAGCAUCAUUACAGGAAAUAUUGGAUCAGCUCUCGGUCCGUGUCGGGGGGGACGACUUUACUGAUCAUCGACCUCCGCCGCCCACCACAGCCUCAAAAGCCAUUCAACAAUGGAAUCAAGCACUCUUGCAUCUCACGACGGUUAAAGCAUACUGUAUAUUGUAUCAGCCCUUCAUGUCAGACAAGGUGAUUUGGGCAAAUCUUCGAUCGAGGGCAUUACCACACUUUCAAUACUUUUUGGCUCUGUUUUUGGAGAUGACUACCAAUCCGUCGUACCGGCCAUUUCAUUGGCUUUAUCCAGGCUCAUAUCAACCGCUACAACCAUGCGCUGUCUUGCUUUCUGAUCUGUCAGCACAUCCCCACUCGUCCGACAAAAUGCUCAGCAUGCAGCUCAUCGAUAGAGUAUUCUCGUUACUGGGACCUGCUGGCAGGCUAGUCAGCCCUGGGUCGUAUCAGUCUUUGCCCUCGUUAACGGGUGCAAAACAAGUAUGGACUGUCCUCGAAAAAUUGCGUGCAAAAGUGUGGCACGACCUGGGAUACGACCAUACGCUGUUCUGGGCAGAGGAUGAAAAGGGUGAUGAUGGGUUGGCCCAUCGAGGCUCCAUGGACUUUUGGCUGACCGGCAAUCUGGCUGGGCAUUCUGCAGACAGAAGUGAUACCGCAACCAGUUCCUACCCACCCCCUAUGCCGCAAAAUGGCGAAGCUAUUGCCGACUCUACGACCCAUCCUACCAGUUACGCCGAAUCUGGUGCUACGUCUACCUCGUCUAUUCCGCUCCCAGUCGCAGCUCUUAACGAGCAAGAUUGGCAAAACGAUAUGGAUGCCUUAUCCUGGAUACCUUGGGGGACAUCAAAUGAUCCCCCUUUCCAGUCUAUCCAGAAUUCUCUUACGACCAGCAACUACAUGCCGGAAUCAACCGAUAGCGGUGAAGCAGAGAUAGCCCCUGGGCAAAUGAUUGUUCCGCCAGGUAACGAAACUGAUCUUUUCGGACUUUACCCGCCCACAGAGAGUCAGUUGUCAUCAACCCGCUAUCAGGGACAGAAUUUCUUUUAGUCAGGAUACGCAUGUAUUGCAGCCUGCCUUCAUUUCUUAGUCCGUUUGAAAACCUUCACAUUGGCAAUAAAAUCGACAUUCGUUGAAAGGGUAUGAGCGCACGAACGAAACAUACGUAACCAUGCCAUCCGAAAACAC
This is a messenger RNA of Cryptococcus deneoformans JEC21, 2653 nucleotides long. RefSeq lists its product as hypothetical. Gene Ontology annotation, molecular function: DNA binding; zinc ion binding; DNA-binding transcription factor activity, RNA polymerase II-specific. Lineage: Eukaryota; Fungi; Basidiomycota; Tremellomycetes; Tremellales; Cryptococcaceae. Bases 83 to 2515 code for a protein of 810 amino acids. The transcript has 6 exons. The record is from RefSeq and is a predicted model, not a curated record. Gene Ontology annotation, biological process: regulation of DNA-templated transcription; DNA-templated transcription.